GAAAAGGAUGGUGGAUGCCCCUUUUAGGCCUCUUUAUUCCUCUCACGUGUGUUCAUUUUCUAUCUAUUAGGGAGCAAUCAUGGUGGCAUCUCAGAGGAUUGAAGCUAAUGAACCAACUGAAUCAGCUCCAGAUGUACCUCAUCGGAGAGGGCCAUCUCGUGGUCUAGCAACAACCAAGACAUUAAAAGCCAAUAGAACAAACAAACUGAAUGUGACUAUUUCUUUGGAUGACUUAGCAGCAGUGGGUGUUAAUUCUGAGAAAUUUAUCAGUGAAGUAGGUGUGGUGACUAGGUUGAAUGCUCCUUUGGAAAAGGCCAAAUGGAAGGAGAUAGACGAAGCCAUUAAGGAGAAGAUAUGUGAUCUUACACUGAAAAGAUUCGAGGUAGAAGACACUCCAGUUAUACGAAAAGUUAUCAAGUCUAUGGCCAAUGCAAGCUACCGUAAUUGGCGUGCUCGUUUGCAUCAACACUACAAGAUUUACAAGACUAAUGAGGAGCGACUCGCAAAUCCACCCAAGAAUGUUUCUAUUCAGCAAUGGAAGACAGUGAUGGAUUACUUUGGCAGUGAUAAAUUUCUGAAAAUCAGCCAAAGAAACUUGGAAAAUCGUAAGAGCCAUGAAACUCCCCAUGUUGCUGGUCGGAAAUCAUUCAAGUCUGUUAGCUUUGACAACCGAGACAUGGAAACAGGGAAAAAACCCAAUAUGCAAGAGUUGUGGAAGCUAACUCAUAUGAGGAGUAAUGGUUCUUGGGUGAAUGACAAGGCAAAACAAGUUGAUGAGGAUGUGUCGUAUCUUGUUAAUCAUUUCGUAGAAGGAGAGAGUUCUAACCAAUUAACAUCUGAUGAAGCAUUUAUCGAAGUGGUUGGUGAAAAGUCUAGUGCAAAUUAUGGUCCAAAACCUAUCAAGACUAGGGUGCGAAUUGAAGCACAAUUGGAAAAGGCUACCCAACAACGUGAUGAGGUUAUAAAAGACUUAAAGGAGUUGGAGGUGCGUUUUGAGGACCAGCGUGUGCGACAAGAGGAUGAGAUAUCACGCAUGAAGACUGAAAUGAAUGCUCAAAAGGCUGAGAUGGAUGCGCAAAGAGCUGAGAUGCAAUCCCAGCUUCAGAAUAUUAUGAGUCAAUUGCAUCCUAAUCAAGCUGCAUCUGAAAGUCUACUACAAGCACAAGGUUACUGCACGUUCUAG
This is a messenger RNA of Tripterygium wilfordii, 1183 nucleotides long. RefSeq lists its product as uncharacterized. The record is from RefSeq and is a predicted model, not a curated record. NCBI's taxonomy places the organism in Eukaryota, Viridiplantae, Streptophyta, Magnoliopsida, Celastrales, Celastraceae. The transcript has 8 exons. Bases 80 to 1183 code for a protein of 367 amino acids.